Messenger RNA from Pochonia chlamydosporia 170, 8901 nucleotides. RefSeq lists its product as hypothetical. The coding region runs from base 1 to 8901 and encodes 2966 amino acids. The record is from RefSeq and is a predicted model, not a curated record. Lineage: Eukaryota; Fungi; Ascomycota; Sordariomycetes; Hypocreales; Clavicipitaceae. The transcript has a single exon.
AUGGCCCUUCUCAACCCGACGUUUCUACUUGGUGUGCUCGUUCUGCUGUACCUCUCGUCGUUUGUACUGUUCGCGGUUGUUCGAAUCCUCACCGGCGUCUCCAUCCAACGCAUUGGAUAUUUGUCUCUACGCCGACUAGCAUAUACCCCUCGAGAUGGAUGCAGAGUAGAGAUUAGGGGGCUGGGCCUCAACAUACACCGUCCCACCUUCGCCCAGCCAACUUGGAUAAGUCUCGUGUUAAACGAACUUGUAGUGACAAUCGACAUACGCGAGCUCCAUGGCCACAAGACUGCCAGAAAAGAAGCAGGCGGCGAUGACGAAAAAUCCGAAAACGAAGCCCCUCCCGUUGAACCAGUGCCGCCGCCCAAAUCGCAACCCCCACCGAGAAAUGGCAAGCCUGAAUCUCGAAGCGAAACGUGGGAAAAGCUUGCCAAGCUGAAGGAGAGAAUAAAAAAGCUGCAUACGAAUAUUCGGUGGCUGCGAAUGAUUGAUGUGGUGGCUACCAACUCGACUAUUAAUAUUGUGGAUGUAGGUAGCAUCCAGGUUGGAAGCUUUACCGUGGCUGUGGACACGAGGCGGAAGAUUGUUGAUCACGCUCGACUCUUCAAAUUUCACGCCAGGAAAAAGGAUCAGCGACAAGCCGAGUGGAUUAUAUCCCUUCGCAGCGUCCUUUUCACCGCCGAGGGCAGCGAGUCGCUUGAAGUUCUGGACCACUGCUUACUCAAUGUUCAUGGAUUCUUGUACGAGUCGAGACAGGGCCUUCGCGAUGCAACCAUUUCCCUGAAACUCGGUCGGGUUCAUGUGCCCUACGACGACUUGCAUAUCUGCUCACGUCGAUUUAAGGAAUGCCGAAGAGGACCACAAGUCGUUGACUUGGACGAACCCGUGGAUAUCGUCCUCGAGAAUGUCCCUGAAGAGGUGGAUGAGACGGGUGCUCACAAGGAUGAACUGAUGAAAUCUGUAGCCGAUUCGAGAGAAUUUGUCAGCUCAAUCCUUCGGGGCAUCAAGGAGGUCCAAUUUGCCGUCAGCUAUGUUGGCAUGACCAAGAAGAUCGAAUCUGUCAAGCCUGAAGGGUCACCGAUGCUGCUCAACGCGUCUAUGAAGGAAAUCGGCAUCGACUUGCACCGCCUGGAUCCGAAAUCACCUGCUCAUCGGAUGUACUUUUCGCCAAAAGAUAUUGCUCAUGAAGCUCUGGCAGCCGCACUCUCCCUCUCCGUAGGAAUUGACGAUGGACACGGCAAUCCCCAACGACUCCUAUACAUACCUAUGACUACCACCACCGUCAGAACUACCCUCCCAUCGAAAACGAUCCAAUUGGCUCAGGAAGGAGUCAUUGGAGAAAAGAAUGCCAAUAUCCUAUUUGCCAACUCAGUCAUCACCUCACCGUCAGUGGAUCUGGAUCCCGCGCAUCUCCCUCUUCUUAUUGCCAUGAUGCAACCCAAACCAAAGGCACCCAAAACCUCUCGCGUAAGAAAACACAGCGUCAUCUCUAGACUCCUUCCAAAGGCAAACAUAAAAUUUUCAAUGCAUGAGCCUGUUCUUCGCAUGAAGCUCAAGCCGUUGCAGGACACCGAGGACCCAGAUGAUUUCGAUCUCAUUAUUUCGUCCAUCUCCUCCGUUUCGAUGGACGUCGAGUCGUCACACUCGACCUUGGAAGACAUGCAUUACUUCCUAGAUGGCGCAAUGCGAUUGCAAUCUCACCACUUGUACUAUCAAACCUGCACAGGUGAUAGGUUCAACCUGAUUACAACAGAGUCCUUCGAUCUCAAGGCCCAUUUAGCAGCCCGGCCUGACGUUUGCGUUGAACUAACAGGGAACAUCCAAUCUUUUGGAAUUAGCAUGGUGCGACCUGAAAUAACCGACGGUCUUCGCCAGAUUGUUCGACAGCUUCGCAUCGACGUGGAGCCAGAGAAGCGAUUCAAAUCAAAGACGGCAAAGAGUAAGAAUUUCCUGCGGUCGAUGCCUGAUUGGCUGGUCAGGUACCAGAUUGAAGCCACGGACUUCAAUAUCGAAGUUGCUGGCGUGGAUGAGGAUAUCUCAGAUGAUACCAGAGGUGUUUCCGUACACUUGGACUCAUUCUCUGCGGAAUACAGAGCGCAUCGUUUGGAUGGUCUCCAGCGACGGCCAGGCAGACGGCGGACACACAGCAGGUCUAUUACGCAGUCCGAUUCGGACCUGACGCCUUCGCCCGCAUCUCCUCGAUUCAAGAAGAAACCUCAAGUCACAGGAGAUGGACGCCGACUUGCACUGCAUGCAAAGGGAAUCGAGGCCCAAAUUGUUGAGGCGUCAGAUCGUCUGGAGCUUGAACCAUUUGUCAAUGUUCCUCGACUUGAACUGGCCUUUUCGGCUACGAGUGAUAACCAUGGCCCAAUUUUCCAUGUCCAAUCUAUGAUCAAGACAGUCAUGCUGCAAUACUCUCUUUACAGACACUACUCAGUGGGCGUUGCCGUCUUGACGUUACGAAAGGCGUUCAUGCGAACCAGCCGAGAUGUGCCCCGACCUCGACAGCAAGGAACCUAUGAUGGGGACCGUCUCCAACUCCCCCGUAGCCCAGGAAUUCCUGAUGCGGACGGAUCUUCUACGAUACCACCAGAGCUAAUCACCAUUGAUGUCAAGGCAGCCUUGCUUCAAAUCAAAGCUGAGAUGCCCCACGAGCCCCUGAUGAUGUUGCGCGUUUACGGGCUCGAAACUGGACGACACCGAUGGUCCACGCCCUUUUUAUCAUCCAAGGUUAUCAGGCUUUAUGUUGAAACGCCACGCAUGCACCAAGUGUGGUCGAGGAUGAUUGGCAUCAAGCAUGGUCGAGUGGACCUCCGCGAAUCGAAGCACAAGUCACCUCAAGGUGGCUAUGUAGAAGAGAAGAUGAUAGAUGUGGCAACAGAAUCCCUUCGUAUUGCCGUACCACAUGAGGUCAUUGUGGCUCGCAUUACGGACAAUUUUAUCAAUGUCGUAAAGUCUGUUCAGCAGCUUCACCAUCGAUUCAAGACUGGCACCAACGAAUACAUUCUUGAGAAGAAGCCCGAGGGACCCAAACAUGUGCCAAAGGUCUCUAUUCGCUCGCGGAACUUCCUGUUUGAGCUCGAAGAUGGUGCGUUUGAGUGGAAACUUGGUAUAAUCUACCGCACAGGACGGGUCGAGCAGACGCAGCGACUGGCUCGUGAAGAAGCCUUCCGAGUCAAAUCUAAGAAGGUCCGCGACGAAGAAAUACGCAAGGGUGGUGGAAAACUGCGUGCUCGAUCGACAUUCCCUCGCGGCCGCGGUGAACAUCCAGCCUCGUCCUGGUUCAGGAGCAGAAGUGCGGACGCCUACAAAGCCGACGAUACUGGACACAAGAUUAAAGGCGGCACUAUGCCCAGAUAUGAUCCAGACCGAGAACACGUAGGAAUUCACGGGAACGCCAAGAUAUCUGAAGAUGAAGCGCAUACCUCUCUCCAUAGGUUCAACGCGCAAUCCUGGAGAAGGCGUAUUGAUCAAGCAUACGAGACGUCACGGCAAAGCAUGCGGGAGCUGCGGGAUAUGUUUUGGGGCCCAAAUCACUUGCCCGAUGAUGUUGAGGAGACCGAGAACAUUCUGGAGGUGCCUCAGCGCCCUGCUCUCAUGUCUGCCCUGGUGUCCGACCUCCAAUUUAUGAUCGACAAGCCGACGUUUGCUAUGAAGGAACUGCCUGAUUUUAUCCACAAAGUCGGAAAAGGAAUGCCAAAGGACAUGCUCUAUGGUCUUCUCGUGCCCAUGCACGUCGCGAUCCAAAUGGGCGAGGCUCGCAUGACGUUGCGCGACUACCCUCUGCCGCUGUUGCAUAUCCCGGGUCUCAAGACUGGUCAAUCUUCCAGAAUGCAAUCAGUAUCUCUAAAGGCCAAUUUCGUAUUAGCGGAAGAGUUCAGAGGACAUGAAUCAACAAGAAAAGUCAGAGUCAACGUUGUACCGCCUCGAAGCAGCGAUCCCAUGUCAUCCAACGAGGGGAGCUUUGCAAUCGAGGUCCGAAGAACCAUUGGACCAGUCAAGUCGUUUUCAGAAGUGUUUAUGGACAUUAACACGGCCUUGCCAACACGAAUCACUUGGGGUCCCUGCUACCAACCGGCCAUUCAAGAUAUGAUGAUGGUCAUUGAAUCAUUUACCAAACCACAAGUUGACCCAUCUGAGCGCGUCGGCUUUUGGGAUAAACUUCGUCUCAACACCCAUUCUCGUGUCCAUGUUGCCUGGAAGGGAGAUGGCGACAUGCAUCUAUCCCUCAAAGGCACUCGAGAUCCAUACCAAGUCACUGGAAACGGGGCCGGUUUCUUGAUGUGCUGGCGCAACGAUGUUAGAUGGCACAUAAACGCGGAGGAUAACCCGAAACGAUUCAUGACUGUGGACAGUGGCGAGUACGUGCUUGCAAUUCCUGACUACAGCCAUCAAGUUCGUGAAGCUGCCCGACGUCGAAAUCUGGAGCACGGACAUAUAACUGAGGACACAUUCAAAGACGGCGCCAUUUUCAAAAAGGUCGUCAUGAAGCUGUCCGGAAAAGUGCAAUGGAUGGCGGGUUUACUAUUUGAGCGCGCCAUUGAAAACGGAGAGAGGAGUUUCUCGUUCAAGCCUCAUUAUGAGGUGGUGCUGAAGAACCCCAUCUACGCAAAACCCGAUGACGAUGGCCUGCCGUAUGACGCGAUGAGAGGAUUCAGAAGUCGACAUAUACAUCUCUCAAUUGCGGUUCGUGCGCCUGUUGACCGAGACUGGAUGUCUGAAAACACAGAACCAUCUAGGAGCUACAACACUGUGCAUCUUACGCCUCGAUUCUUUACCCAUUUCUUCCAGUGGUGGGGACUCUUUGGUCAGCCCAUGUCGCUUCCUAUCCGACAAGGUAACCUCUGGCCCGGGCGAGAAAAGAGUAGCAAGAAGUUUGGAAGGCAUCUCGCGACUGUCAAAUACAACCUUCUCUUGGCUCCCUUGUUCCUCAGUCACAUCUACAAGCACAAAGAUGCGGAAGACUACGCCGAGAACGCUGUUUCCGCGACUGGUCUCAAGGUCCGCUUUGACAGUUUCAUGCUUGAUCUGCACCAAAGAAGGGAGGAGUUUAACACGCUCGCCAAAGGAAAGAAUACACAGAGCAGGACCUCGGGGAUUAAGAUUCAUGCGGCCCAACUUGACCUUGCCAAUGCCGAUGUGCGUGCGGUUUCCGCAAGUCUGAGAGGCACGACCACAGAAGCCAUCAAAAAGGGAUCCAUCUCCUCUCUCAUUACGGAUCAGGACGACAAGCCUGACUUGACACGAUUCACCAUCCCCGAUAACGAUUUUAGCUGGAUUGACAUGGAUGACUUCGUGGAACUGGACUGGAUCCUACCAACCGAACCUCACCCAGAUACCAAGAUCUUACCGCUUGCGUUCGCGCCCCGACUGACAUACUUCCGACAAACUGAUAUUGGCGGCAUCAUUGCUGGAGACCCUACAAGGACAAGCCCCUUUGGCAAUGAGCCAACACAUUUCUGCAUCAUGACGCACGAUGACGAUCCAAAGCGCGUACAAAGUCAAUUGAUUCAGGAGCGAUUGGAUCAACUGGCCAUUCAGAUGCAGACCCAUAGUCGGGACAUUGGCGAAGCAGAGUUGAAAGUGAUUCAAACUAAUGGGGACGAUCCUGAGCUUGUGGACAAUUUUGACGCGCUGAGAAAGCAUUCCGGUGUUCUAAAAGACAAGGAAAUAUUCCUGAAAACCAUGCUUGACCAGAUGCAAUGCAAGUCACGCACUAAUGGAAACGGGUAUAGAAGACCAUCAGAGCCGUCCUCAGCAUCGAGUUCCGAAGACAUUGUCAAUAUGCCGGCCACAACAGAAUUUGAAAGCGAGUUCAAGAACCGGUUCGUCAUUCACAAUUUGCAGUUGAAGUGGAACAACUUGUUGCGAAAUAUUGUGCUCCGAUACAUCCACCAAAACAGCCAACGACGUGGUUUUAUCUACUACCUGUCGCGACCUGCGGUUAAAUUCAUUCUGGAUAUUGUUGAGGAGCAAAAUAGAGCCAAGGCCAACAAAGCCACUAAGAACGGUGCCGCGCCGUCAACGACGACUGGCAGUACAUCGUCGCCAAAUCCUAGUGUGCCCGAAAAGGAUAGCGGCACCGACCUCGAGGAUCGCAUAAAGAGCAUCCUUGGAGACGGUAAACGUUUCACCAACACUAGCUUUGACAUUAAUGGUGACGUGAAUUGCGGUACGAUUGAGGACCUGGAAAGCGGCAUUGCCAAGGAAUUCAGCCCGCAGAGCAGCUACCAUGUUCGAUUGAUAGCACCGCAGAUUCAACUUCAGAGCGAGAAGAAUAAGAAGCACGUCGUUCUUGUCACUGCCAAGGGUAUGGAGCUCAAGGUUCUCGAGGUCAUGGACAAGGAACGAAUCUCUGAUUCCGUCAGCGGUCUGGUCCAGCGCCGUUUCCUCGUCAACAUGGACAGCACACAGUUCUUUGUUACCCACCAGAAAUGGUUUCUCACGAGUCUGGUUUCCAUGUAUGCGGGCAGCAAAUAUGGUACGCCAAAUGGGUCUGCUUGGCCGCCGUGGGUUCCCAUGGAGGUCAUGUUCAACUUUCAAGCCGACCCAUUCGGGUUCAAGCGAGUGGUUCAAAAGACAUCAGCCAUGCUCCGUUAUGACAAGUACAACAACUUGCGCUUGAAGUACAAUGACGAAGUCAACGAGGAUGAUGGAGAGAAUGUUGCUUCCAGCGAAAAUGUCGAAUGCCGCUCUGACAAUCUGUGGGUCGAAUUCCCACAAGCGAGAGCUCUUUGCAACAGUUCUCAGUACUACGCCAUGUACGUUAUUGUCCUGGAUCUUUUGAUGUACAGCGAACCGCUGGAGAAAACUCGCAGCGAGCGACUGGAGAAAAUUAUGCUUGCAUCGGACUUUAGUGACCUGAGUGGAACACCGCAAAUGGUCCAGAAACUUCAGGAACGCAUCAGACAACUGGAGGACAUUAAGGGUCAUUUCCAGGUCUACUCCAAGUAUCUGGACAAAAAGGGGUGGGAGGACAGACUGGCACUGGAGCGAGAUUUGGCCGCCUGCGAGGACGAACUUUUCUUCAUGAUGAAGGCCAUUACCACGUCGCAGCGCAAGUUUGAAAUCGACAGUGACACGAGUGCGUUGCUGAAGUGGAGCAUCUCGGCGCGAGAUAUCGUGUGGCAUCUCAUCCAGGACUCGACCGAGCCACUUGUUGAGCUGCAGCUCAAGGACGUCGAGUACGACCGCACUGAUAACUCUGAUGGCUCUCACAUAAACUUGAUUCGCGUUGGCAAGGUCCUGGGCCUCAAUUUACUGCAAGACGCUACGUAUCCCGAGAUCAUUGCGCCAUAUAGCGAGCACGACAAGAAUGCCAUGCCAAACACGGGCGACCAAGACAUGAUUCGCGUUUACUGGCACAUGCUGGAAGCAAUUGCAGGAAUCCCGGUCAUGGAUCGGUUCGAAGUCAAUCUCGUGCCCAUGAAGGUGCAGCUAGAGCGAGAGGCUGGCAAGCGGCUGUUUGAGUACAUCUUCCCUGGCAUGGAUGGAGACAAGGGGGCAAAGGACGAUUCACCCCUCAUGGUCAAGCACCAAGCUCCGAGCCUAGAUGACGAAGAUGUUGAUUCUGUGAACAGUUCAACUAGUCGCUUAGCGACACCAGCAUUAGACAAGGACUCGUCUGGAUUCACGACGCGGGCAGGAUCAUUGGAACUUCGCCUGCGGCCUACACUGACCUCGAACAACGGCCAAGAUGGCAGUCCGAAGAAGACGCUCAGUGUCAACAGCUCCGAGGGAGGUGGUCACGCAUUCCGACUGUUCCGCUCUGGCCACACGGGGAAGACGAUGCUCUCCAAGAAAGCGUCCCACGAAUCACUUCGAGGCGCUGGCACUCCCCGACCUGGCGUCAUUGUGCGAUCGUCUACGGGAUUCUCGUCAAAGGACAGCAAAGACUCUACGGAAACCAAGAAGGGGUCCCGUUGGCGAGGCGGAAAGACACAGGCAGAAGACAAGCAGCAAUCGGAUGACCUCACUAAGAUGAUUAACCGAGCGAGCAACUACAUGACAUUUGCAUACAUUCGGAUGCCGUCUGUGGUGCUUUGUCUGAGCUACAAGGGCAAGGAUCAGCGCAAUUUCGAAGACGUGCAUGACUUUGUCUUCCGACUCCCGACGAUUGAGUGGCAAAACAAGACAUGGUCCAACCUGGACCUGGCGCUUGCGCUCAAGAAGGCUGUGGUAAAGGCAUUAAUUUCACACACUGGAGCCAUUAUUGGGAACAAGUUCUCCAAACACCGACCCAACGCCGAGCAGCGUAGCAAGCUACGAGAAUUGGCGAAUAGCUCCGUUCUGAUCACGCCAUCGAAUUCAUCCCAACAUUACGCGGCGAGCAUCAACGAUAGCGACGACUCGUCUAGUUUCUAUGGCACCUCACCAAUCGACUACUCUCGCUCUCCGCCGCGUUCCACCCGUGGCAGCACGCAUAGCAGCAUACCCGCGCCCCGAUCCGCCAGCCGGAGCAGCAGUGUGGCCAGCGGGCGAUCGUACCGGACGGGCGGCUCGUCACAUACCGGUCCCAGCGCGCCUAGUUUCCUCGCCAUGACGACUCCCCCAACGCCAGUCGAAGGACGCAACGAAGCAGGCCUCGGCAUUGACUUGCUUCGGCCGUCCUCCAGUGGCGGGUUCACCAACUCCAACCACCGGCGUGCCCUCCGGAACAUUGGCGGAGCAGACAGCCGGCCGUCCACCAGCGCAGGAAGUAUUGAAUCAGGAGACCGCCGAAGAAGCGGCGCAACCACUCUUAGAGACAGACUCAGUGCCUUCACAGGCAGGAAGCGUGAAAGCAGUGGCUUACAAGACGAAAGUAACGAUGUGGCUGGCGAUGAUGAAAGUACAAAAGAUGGGAAGACGCCGCGCGGAAAGCGGUUAAGCUGGGCACAGGGGCGGACCAAAACGGGUUGA